Closterium sp. Naga37s-1 is the source of this 411-nucleotide messenger RNA. The record is from the annotation of a GenBank genome assembly. NCBI's taxonomy places the organism in Eukaryota, Viridiplantae, Streptophyta, Zygnematophyceae, Desmidiales, Closteriaceae.
AAGCUCUCUCACUCCAUCCUUGACCCACCCGCCACGUCGCCACUACACGACAACCCAGACCAACCGCCACGUCAGCAAAUGCAGUGGGACGCGUUCCGCACAGCGCGGAUGGCGGGCGCGGGUCUCUUGCUAUCCGGGCCGACUCUUCACUUGUGGUUCACGCGCAUCGCCAGGUUCAUCCCAGGGACGGACGUGCCUCGUGUGCUGCUCAAGAUAGCCAUGGGACAGCUUCUGUACGGCCCUGUCUUCAACUCCGUGUUCUUCUCAAUCAACGCUGCUCUGCAAGGUGAAAACAAGGAGCAGAUAGUUGCUCGCCUGAGACGAGACCUGCUACCAACGCUCAUCAGCGGUGCCUGCUACUGGCCUGUCUGUGACUUCAUCACGUUCCGAUACGUCCCCGUGAGACUGCAG